ACAUCAGCGAUCAGUUCGCCGGGGAGCGAGAAGGAAGGAACAAGAUUUGAGAAAGCGAGAAAGACGUCCGUGUAGAAAAUUAAGCAGAAGACAGGGGCAGCCAUUUUUCCUGACAUUACCGUUCGUGCCGCUCGUGGUGCGCGAUUUAACCCGAAUUGAAAGGUGGCAAAGAAAGAAAGGAAACGGUGGUAGUCGGACGGAAUCGGUCGGUGUUGUUUUGUGCGCAUCGAGAUAAAGUCGCGGCGCGAGAGAUAAGCGAUAAGGGGAAUAUAUCAGACGUCAAUGGUACGGCGUGGUUUGAAGUGACGAGAGUACGUGUGUAAACGAUCUCGCAGAUAGUAGUGGGGCUCGAUCGUAGUUGGCCGAGUGGACAGCCGAAAAGGAGGAGCUGCUGCCGACAACUGGGAAGGGUGUUGCAGGAGUCGACAGCGACGGCGACGGUGACAAGCACGAGCACGUUCACGACGGCGGCGGCCACGAUACGACGGCGGCAACGAUCGCGAAAACGGAGUUACGGCAGCCCAGCCUAGGCGGCCCUGUUUUGUGGUUUCUUGUUUAGAAACCCUGUUCGUUAAGCGAGAUCGUUAAGUAUUCCACGGUGCACACAGUCACGCGCCACCGCGUACAUCAGCGCCACGAGAUGGACAAGCGAGGAGCUGCUUUUGUGCUGCUGAGGAUGCUAUAUUUAGCGAGCACCCUCGUCACGGUCCAGGCAGUAACGUACAAAGGAGCGAAGGAUGUGCGCGAGGGUCAACCUUGGUCGAUCGAGUGUAGCGGGCUGAAGCCGGAUGACCUGAUCAGAUGGACCAGGAAUGGGCAAUCGCUCGAGCCGGAGCUGGCCAGUGGUAAGCUGAUGGUUCAUUCGCCGACCGGCACCGGGACCAGCACCCUCGAGGCGAAGCACGCCACGGAUAUCCACGACGGAGACUACAAAUGUACCCAGGACAGCAGCGAGUCCUUCCAUCUCUUGAUAGAAUUCGAUUUGAAGAUACGAGUACUUACUUCCAAUGAUGUUCCGAUGGUAUUAGAGUGUAUGAACAAGAGCAGUGGAGAGAAGGUGCAAUGGACGAAGGAGAACAAGCCUUUGCAAGUAGCUCUCGCUGAGCACGAGGAUAUGUACAAGCUAGACAACGAAACCGGUAUUCUGGAAAUUCUAAAGAGCACCGAAAUCUUUAUCGGAAAUUACACUUGCAAAGGAACGAACUCCACCACGGAGUACAGAGUCGUACCGAAACCUACGGCAUACAUGCCCAGCUCGACGAACGUGGUGGAAGGAGAGAAGCUGCAUUUAACGUGCGCCGGUAAACAGAGUCCCGGUAUCAAAGUAACAUGGACGUUCGGGAACCAGAAUUACACCACCAGCAGCGGCCGCGUUAAACUCGGGUGGGACCAUGAGAGAGGCAUAUACGGUGCUAUUCUAACAGUGGACAAUAUCGAGAUGAGCGAUCGUGGCGAGGUUUCCUGCUUGGUAUCCUACAAUCGGUCCGAUACCUCUGAGAAUCACAUAGCAGACGCAACCACAACACUCAGGGUCAAAGACAAGCUCGCAGCACUCUGGCCUUUCUUAGGCAUUUGCGCGGAGGUCGUUGUUCUGUGUACCAUCAUUCUAGUCUACGAGAAGAAACGAAACAAGGCUGAACUCGAGGAAUCUGACACUGAUCAGAGCCCUGACACCAAACCAACACCCAACAAGGACUCCGACGUAAGGCAAAGAAAGUGAAAUGGCGAGACGUAAGCGGCGGAUGUACGUGUACGAGAGCGACUCAAACUAGCGGGACGGAUUUGAUGGGGGAACUAUCGUGUGGCAUCUGCCGGAGUGACAAUAUAGAUAGCUGUUACAAAGUAAAAAAAAGGAAAUAAAAGAGUUAGAGGCGGGAUUAAAAAAUAAACGAACAGUUCCGAGAAACCGAAAGCAAAGGGAAAGACGUCGUUUGAAUCGGAGGCAUAUGCGAGCGGGUGAGGGAAACGUUACAGAAGUGGACAGGGUGAAGUCGUAGGAAGUGAGAGACAGCCCCGGGGAUCCGUUCGAGUGAACACCUGGUGCGGGAGACAGCCGUUGUUGUGCGCUGGAUGUAAGAAAGAGAGGGAGAGAAUGCUGAUAGAACGCGCGUGCAGAAUUACAAUUUACUAACAAAACUUUAAAUUAAGCCUUACUAUCGUGUUCACUCCAUUUAUCAGAUGUUCGCCUGUCCGUACUCUCUUACUACACUGCUUUGAUCGACGGUUGAUAUGAAACAUAAAACGAAAACAAAAAAAGGAAGAUGGGAAAAAUUAAUAUGGUGUUGAUUUUACGCGUCGUAUGUGUCUGUAGAGAGCGAUGAGAGUGCGCGAGUACGUCUAGGCUAGAGAGAUGCAAAUGAAGAGUAAGGGGGAGGGGGGAAAGAAUGAAGAAUGGAAUGGGCGAGAGAGAAGAAUUUCAAUACGAGUGAGUGGUAAUAUACGCGUACGUGCGCGAGUGUUGCAUGUCCUUGGAUGCAUUUGAGUGAAAGAAGAAUGGAUAGCGACGAAGAGGAGGAGAAAUAAAAGUCUAUAUGAAUAAAGAAGAAGUUAGAUGGAUCGGUUGGAGCACACCCGCCAAAAAAUCAGGUAAGGGCGAAAAAAUUUUGUUUGUAUCAUACGUACUCUUCGCUUUUACGAAGAAAAUAUAUAUAUACGUACAUAAACUACGUUCAAGGCGCAUUUAUUCGUUAAGGUAUUGUUUACGGAUGGAUACAUCGUUUCUCGUAUUCUUCCAUGGUGAAAUAUAUAAAAAAAGUGAUUAUUAUGUCUGUGCUUUUUGGCGGGUAUGCCCGGUACAUGAUUCAGAGCGUGUAGGCCCCUGUUUGUCAUACUUCGCACCGAAGAGAUGAAUAAAAACUAAAUAAAUUUUACGGUAGGACCGAAAAUAUGUGCUCGACACUAGUUAUAUAAUAAUAGGAUCAAGUGAGGCAAUGCGUGCUAUAAUUGGCUUCCGAGCACACGAGACUCUUUCGGGAGUAUAUUUAAAAAAGAAAAAUGUAGCUUACCUGAUUAGGCGUCGCCUUAUUAUAUUAAUUACUAUUAUGAACGAAUCAAUUAUAUUAUUGAUCUUAAAUAUUCCAUCAUGGAGAAACACGUGUCGGAAGUCAUGAUUUUGCGCGCGACGCCGUCGUUAACGACGUUAAUGUAAUACAUUAAUACUGUAAUAUUAUUGCAAUCGUUACUACUGCUGCUACUAUCGUUAUUAUGAUUAUUACAAGUAUUAUCGUUAAUUUUACUCGCUAUUGUAAUAAUUUAUAGACCGUACCAAAACUAUCGACUUAUCGACGGUACCCAUCAUUGUAAGUAUUACAAUUUCUCUAAUCCACACAACGGAUAGCAUGAACGAGAUUUAGGUGACAAUUCUUUUUUUCUUAUAUGCAAAGUGAGCAGCGUAAUCUGACCUACCUGCAAUAUUCUCCCUUAUCUUUUACGAAGGUUGUUCAGACACGUGUUUGAUACAUUUUACAAUACUGUAAAAUACAAGUGAAAUAUCUAUGGACGACACUUCGCCACGUUGUAUAUUUUCAUUAGCGUUUCACGAUUAUCGUUAUCAGCAUUAUUGUUAACGUUAAUGGGGUAAUUAACUACAACUAUAUAAAUUCUCA
Ceratina calcarata is the source of this 3605-nucleotide messenger RNA. It is a transcript of the gene Bsg, whose product is annotated as immunoglobulin domain-containing protein Bsg. Gene Ontology annotation, biological process: cell-cell adhesion. Lineage: Eukaryota; Metazoa; Arthropoda; Insecta; Hymenoptera; Apidae. The record is from RefSeq and is a predicted model, not a curated record. Gene Ontology annotation, molecular function: cell adhesion molecule binding. The transcript has 5 exons. Bases 641 to 1720 code for a protein of 359 amino acids. Gene Ontology annotation, cellular component: cell-cell junction; plasma membrane.